AUGAUCGCCACCUACGCCACACUCCUCACAAUCACUGUGGCUCUUGUGGGCGCCAGCCCCAUGGCCCUUACUCAGGGUGAAAUCGCUCAAGACAAGCGCCAAAUGUACAAGUUUUGCGACGACGACGCGUGGAAAGUAGAGCACGGCACGAUCCUCAGCGGCACGUGCCGCGCCGACGACGGUCUUAUCCGGCCAGAGAGCAUUGAUCUCAACCAGUGUCUGGGUAAUGCGAACGGCAAACUCGUUCAUCUUCCCGGCGGCGGUUACGCCAACUCGUGCGACACCAGCCCAGGAGCUCACCAUUUCUCGAGCGGAACGACAGUGUGCACGUAUUGUACGGCCGGCGACGGCAGCUCUAGUGAGACUUGCAUCGCUAUUGACGACUUCGCAAGCGUGAACGACGGCCGGCUUACUUGCCGCGGCUAA
Microdochium trichocladiopsis is the source of this 426-nucleotide messenger RNA. RefSeq lists its product as uncharacterized. The transcript has 3 exons. The coding region runs from base 1 to 426 and encodes 141 amino acids. Lineage: Eukaryota; Fungi; Ascomycota; Sordariomycetes; Xylariales; Microdochiaceae. The record is from RefSeq and is a predicted model, not a curated record.